Plasmodium malariae is the source of this 3126-nucleotide messenger RNA. It is a transcript of the gene ATG23, whose product is annotated as autophagy-related protein 23, putative. The transcript has 18 exons. The record is from RefSeq and is a predicted model, not a curated record. The coding region runs from base 1 to 3126 and encodes 1041 amino acids. Lineage: Eukaryota; Apicomplexa; Aconoidasida; Haemosporida; Plasmodiidae.
AUGACUAGAGGCAGAAAUGAGCUACAAAUUAACAAUUCUAUUAGCAAUGCGUUGCUUCUGGAAAUUAAAAAAAUGGAAAAGGAAUUAAAAAAGCGAAAUGGGGAAUAUGAGGAACUGAAUAAUAACUAUAGAGAAACAUACGGCUCAUAUAUCAUGACAAAAACAAAGUUGGAUGAAACUGCAAAUAAUUAUGAAGAGGAGAUACGAAAAUUAGAUGAGAUAAUAAAGGAAAAGGAAAAUGAAUACAUGGAUUUAAGAGUUAAUUUUCAAGAGUUAUUAGAAGAAAAGUGUAAAUUAGAGGAAGACGUUAAUAACUAUGAAAAAGCUAUUUAUGAAAUUAACGAAAAUUCGGCAUCCCAAAAGGAAGUGCAUAAGGAGGAAUUAAAAGAAAUACAAGAAGAAAUUUCGAAUCUUUAUUCGCAGAUCGAUAAGUUUAAUGAACAGUUAGACCAUAUGAAAACAGAACGUCAAGAGCUACACAAACUUAAUGAACAUAAAAACAACAUCAUUGAAAACUUAAAUAAUGAAAUUUCAAAUUUAAAGGCAGAGAAAAAGAUGCUUGGACUAGAUAUGGACAUAGUCAAAAACGAGCAAAAUAAAAUAAAAGUUGAAUUGAAACAAUUAGCUAAAGAAAAAGAAGAAUUAAAAAAAGAGCAAGAAAAAUUAGGUAAAGAAAAAGAAGAAAUUGAUAAAUAUAAGGAGGAGUUGUUAAAGGAAAAGGAACAAAUUCAGAAAAAUAAAGACCAGAUAGAAAAAGAAAAGGAACAUAUACAGAUAAAUAAAGAUGAAUUAGAAAAGGACAGGGAACGACAAGAAAAUAACUUAAAAAAAAUUAUUAUAAAAUAUGGCAAUUUACAGAAAGAAGUUGAUGAACUUACGGCAGAAAAUUCGAUCAAGAGCUUAGAUCUCAAAUUACAGGAAAUAAAAAAGGAAUUGGCUAGCGAAAAAAUAAAGAAUAACCAACUGAAAGAAGAAGUGGUCAAUAAACAGAAGGAAGUUCUUAAGAGGGACUCCAUUAUUCAAAUUUUGUAUAAUAAAUUAAAAGAGAAAGAAAGCGAACUGGUAUUAUUUCAGAAUGAGAAUUUAUCCUUGAAAAGCUACAAAAAAGAGUUGAACAAAAUACGAGAGAGCAAAAAAUGUGAAAUGGACAAUAUCGAGAGUGACUUACAUGAAAAACUAGCUAAAUUAAUAAUUAAAAGAAAAAUAAAGGAAAGAGAUGACUUGCACUUUGAGGGACAUCCGCAAUCCUUGCUUUUAAAAACAUUGUGGUUUGGUUAUGUUGACUUAUGCAAAACUAUGCUAAAAAUGCGGGACGCCUACCUAUAUAGUGGGAACAAAAAUCAUCGGUUUAUAACUGCCUAUGACACUGGUUUGUUCUUAGACGUGAAGGAAGAAAGUGCGAAAAAAUGCUUGCUUUCUUACAAGAACGAAACAAGAGGAAUCUUUCUGAUAAAUGAAGAGGACGCAAAACAUCUGAUUUAUGUAGGACCAUUUAAUAAAUUUUAUGGCUACAGUGUAACAGUAGGUAACAAUAAGAAUAAUUUGGAAAUAGCUAAAUGUCGAAAGUGUAGUUAUAUAUUUGAAGAAAUAUACGAAACGAAAAAAGGAACAAAAUUAGUUCUUAUAAAAGAAAAAGAAAGCGGAAAAUAUUUUAGCGGGUUAAGCAAACAGUUUUAUUUUGAUAAAAAAAAAAAAAAAGGAGUUGACAAUUCAGAUUAUAAUAAAGUUGUAAAUAAAUUAAUUAACUAUAUAACUAAUGAAAAAGAAGAGAAUGGAAAUAUAAUUAUAAAAACUAGUGAUCAGAAAUUAAAAAUUGAAAAUGAAAAAGAAACAUGCUUUUUCGUAAAAACAGCUGAGGAGGAUACUACUGCAAAUGAGGAAAAGAGUUUUCAAGGUAAUGAUAAUAAUAGUAAUAAUAAUAACGUAACAACAAAAAAAAAAAGUAAAUCUCAAACUACAGUGAUGCUUAAGAAGAAAAAAAAAAAAAAGAAAGUACUUCCCAAAAAUGGAAAGAUAAAAGACCCCAAAUUAUUAACACCUCAAGGAAAUAAAAAAGAAUUAAAGGUUAAGGAAAUGAAUGAAGAAAAUUUACAUAAAUAUAAUAUAGCAAAAGAUAUGCUCCUACUUUCUGAUAAUAGUAGUUAUAGCACAAGUACAACAGACAACGAUAAAGAUGAUAGUGUUAAAUAUAACUUAAAAAACAAAGUUAACACUGAAAAUGAGAAGAAUUUUCGUAAUAAAAACCAUAAUAAUAAUUUAUUAUAUAAAUCAUUGGCGAUGAAUUAUAUGCAGAGCACGAAUAUCUCCCUAUCUGAAUGUAUACAUAAUGACAUUAAUAGUAAUGGUAAUAAUCAUAUUAAAAAUAAGGUUAAUAUUAAUAAUGUUAAUAAUAAUGUUAAUAAUAAUGUUAAUAAUAAUGUUAAUAAUAAUGUUAAUAAUAAUGUUAAUAAUAAUGUUAAUAAUAAUGUUAAUAAUAAUGUUAAUAAUAAGGUUAAUAUUAAUGUUAAUAAUAAUGUUAAUAAUAAUGUUAAAAAUAAUGUUAAAAAUAAUGUUAAAAAUAAUGUUAAAAAUAAUGUUAAUUACAAUAAUAAUAAUAAUUUGAAUUUUAAUAAUAAUAAUAACAAUAUGAAUAUUAAUAAUAAUAUGAAUAUUAAUAAUAAUAUGAAUAUGAAUAUUAAUAAUAAUAAUAAUACUAAUAUGAAUAUUGAUAAUAAUAAUACUAAUACGAAUACUGAUAGUAAUAUUAAUAAUAUGAAUAUUAAUAAUAUGAAUGUUAAUAAUAAUAUGAGUGUUAAUAAUAUUAAUAAAAAUAAUAAUAAUAAUAUGAAUGUUAAUAAUAUGAAUGUUAAUAAUAUGAAUGUUAAUAAUAAUACUGUUGCUGAUUUUAACAAUACAAAUAUCGUCCUAACAGCGAACAAAGAUGAGGCUAUCUUAUUCGAAAUUUUUAAUUAUGACCAAAUUGUUGAACAUGAUGCUAUUAAAUUUGCCUCAGAAUGCCUUUUACAUUUUCUUUCUAAUUUUAAAAAGGCUAACUCCCAAGAUGUGUCAUUGACAAGCAAUGAACAAAUCUCUAAUUAUUUUUCAUCCCUCGAGGACGACUGGUCCAUUCUACCCUCUUAUGUAUAA